This is a messenger RNA of Sinocyclocheilus rhinocerous, 2980 nucleotides long. RefSeq names its product calphotin-like. The record is from RefSeq and is a predicted model, not a curated record. Gene Ontology annotation, biological process: anterograde axonal transport. The coding region runs from base 55 to 1782 and encodes 575 amino acids. Lineage: Eukaryota; Metazoa; Chordata; Actinopteri; Cypriniformes; Cyprinidae. The transcript has 8 exons. Gene Ontology annotation, cellular component: mitochondrion.
CUCCGCACUUUCUCAGUCAUUCAUUGCGCCUCCGUUGGACUCGCAGUUUGGACGAUGUUUGCGUGCAGAGCAGCCUGGCAGAGGUGUGGGCCUCUGGCGCGACAGUCCCUGUACCGCGCACACCUCAGUAGAGAUGUAGUUCCACGGAGGCUCAUGUCGUCAGUUCCUGGCGGCUCUGGUGAGAAUUUCCUUUAUGUCGUGCUCUGCGGUGGAGCCUUCGCAGGUGGCUUGGCAUAUGCUUAUAGAACCGUUUCAACAGACCACGCACGUUUUGUUGAUCGUGUUUCUGAAAUUGAUGCUCGUCCCAAGUCUGACUGGAAACCCAAAGCAUGGCCACCCAAGGGUGAGGAGAAUGGCAGUGAAGAAGCUGGUGCAGAGGAAGGUGAGGUGGCAGAAACUGUAGAGAUCACAGCCGAGGAGAAUGUUCCUGCUGAGGCACCUGAGGUCUUGCUGGAAGCAGCCGAGGCCACUGGAGGGAAGACAGGAACUCUUGAGACCGUUGUGGAAAAGGUUGCCGAGACGGUCGCAGAGACUGCAGAGGUGGUUGCUGAGGUGGCGGGGGUUGUUGCUGAGACAGCAGAGGAGGUGGCAGCGGUGGCAGAGGAAGUGCAGAAGGUUGCAGAGGAAGUAGAAGCAGCAGCAGAGGCUGUCGUAACUCCUGUUAUCCAAGCUGAAGAGCCGGCGUCAGAGAGCAACGAAUCAGUCAGCCCAGCAGAAGCAGAAACGGCAGAGCCGGCUGCUGCCUCCGUGAUCGAGGCUGUUCCUAUGGAGUCUGUAUCCGUGGAAGAUGUGCCAGUUGAAGCUGUACCAGAGAAGCUCACUGAGGUUCCUACAACAGAUCGUUUGGAAAGUGAACCUGUAACAGAGGUGGCAUCCGUUUCUCCAGUGACAGAAGCAGCACCAGUUUCUCCAGUUGUAGAAGAGCCACCUGUUGCCACAGUGGUAGAAGAGGCUCCAGUAGCAGAGGAGACACUAGUUGUUUCACCAGCAGCAGAAGUAUUUGUUUCUCCAGUGACAGAAACAGCACCAGUUUCUCCAGUUGUAGAAGAGCCACCUGUUGCCACAGUGGUAGAAGAGGCUCCAGUAGCAGAGGAGACACCAUUUGAUUCACCAGUAUCGGCAGAAGAAGCAUCUGAUGUCCUGGUGAUAGAACAGGAAAUAUUGGUCGUCCCAGUGACAGAAGAGACACCAGUUUCCUCUGUAACAGAAGAGGCACCUGUUGGUCCAGAAGCAGAGGAGGUAUCAGUUGCCCCAUUGACUGAAGAGAUGCCUGUUGCCCCUGUGCCAGAAGAGGCAGCAGUUUCCUUGGUAACUGAAGAAGCUCCUGUUGCUGUGGCUGAAGAUGCACCGUUUGUAGCAACUGAAGAACUUGAGGAAACACCUGCAGCCAAAGUAACAGAAGAGGUUAUUCCAGUGGUUGAGGAAGGUGUGGAAGUGAAGGCAGCAGAGGUGAUUGCAGAAAGUGCAGUUGUGGAGGCUUCAGUAAGUAUAGUCGAUGAAGAAGCAGGUCCAUUUGUGGAAGUUACAGAAAGUGUUGUUGAACCAGAUGUUGCGAGCACAGUGGUAGCUGAGGAAGUUGCUCCAGCUGAAACAUCAAGUGCGCCUGAUUCUUUGGAAGAGCCCAAACAAGACUACAUAGUGGUUAUCUUGGAGGGAGCUCCCAAAACAGAAAAGAAGCCCAUGGUGCUCGGUGUGUCCCCCAUGACUGGCAAGAUCAUCUCUGCCCCUGAUGAUGGUGAAGAGCCAUCGGGACAGGUAACAGGGCAAGCGCCGUAUGCUUAAAGUGCAGAUGUAUUAGCACCAACUAAAAAAGAUAGUAAACUGGUUCCCUGAUAAAGAAUUAGUGAUGUGCCUUGCCCUUUCCCUAUUUCCUUGACCCCCUGGAUUUCAGUAAUCCUUACACUGGGCCCAGAAUGCUGUUUCCUUCUGACUCCGCUAAAAAUACAGCUCUCUUUCCACGAACAUGCUGUCCACUGGAGAGUGGGUACUUCAUGUGAACUUUCACUUCACUCUGAUGUGAGACAUACAAGUUUCUUGACCAUUAUAAUAUGCAUGAAAAGCUGUGACCUCUCUUUAUACCAUUUUUAAAUGGAACUCCACUCUUUUUGAGUCAACUGCACAUUGGAGCCUAUACUAUAGUGAACCCUACCUCAGACAUCACAUUAGUAGGACAUGUCUUGGAAUUGCCAUGUCAAUAGUUACAAUACCAGCAGGGCUAAACAUUUGCUACAAACACUGUCAUAUCUGCAUGCUGACCCCCAGUUUUUUGGUUGGACAUCAGGUUAUCCUCUAUCUUCAAUAUAUGCUAUUUUUCAUUUGCAUUAUUUAUGAAUUAACACUAUUUUUUAUGUGUACCUCUCUACCUCAGCUUGAAAAGACAGUGUUCUCUUUUUUCCAGUAACCAGUAUUAUAAUAACCAACUAACAUUACCAAUGUGACAUGACUUGGUCAAAAAGCAACUGACAAACAGAUUAUCUGUAUCAAUAUAAUCAAUACAACAAAAAGCCAUGUUACAAGUCACAUUCCAGUAUUAAUUUUUAAAGGCUGACAUAACAAUAUUAUCCAAAAGGCAAACCCUACUGCUGCAUCCUUUGCCUUUGUUUUCCUGUUCUCUCUUAAUUUGUUCUGUUGGUCACCAUCAUCAAACCAGUGAAGUUUCCUGUGAUUAUAAAAAAUGUUGUUUGGCAGGUGCGUAAAUAAAUUACUUUGCUUGAUGUGGCAAAAACAAGGUCCCCAAACCUAUUAUGACAAAGUUACACUUUCUUUGAUACUACAGUUUUGAUGCUCAUUUGAUUUGAGAUUUUAGACUGGUAAACAGACAUACUAUAUCAGGGGUGUCCAAACUACGGCCCGCGGGCCAAAUGCGGCCCGUGGAUGAAUGUUAAGCGGCCCGCAGCUGUCUUAAUAGUCUAUGUUAUGUAUGGCCCGCCAAGCAUAAUUUACAAAAUAGGCCUAUGCAGUUUCAAAAUGUCAACACAAG